This is a messenger RNA of Armigeres subalbatus, 3180 nucleotides long. RefSeq names its product potential E3 ubiquitin-protein ligase ariadne-2-like. Gene Ontology annotation, biological process: positive regulation of proteasomal ubiquitin-dependent protein catabolic process; ubiquitin-dependent protein catabolic process; protein polyubiquitination. Bases 709 to 2289 code for a protein of 526 amino acids. NCBI's taxonomy places the organism in Eukaryota, Metazoa, Arthropoda, Insecta, Diptera, Culicidae. The record is from RefSeq and is a predicted model, not a curated record. Gene Ontology annotation, molecular function: ubiquitin conjugating enzyme binding; zinc ion binding; ubiquitin protein ligase activity. Gene Ontology annotation, cellular component: ubiquitin ligase complex; cytoplasm. The transcript is spliced from 5 exons.
UUGAGUGUAGCCCCCAGCCUUGACUGACGUUUGUACGAUACUAUUUUGCCUUCUUGAUGGAUCGUGUGUCUCGAAAUUAGUAAAUUUUACUAUAAACUAGUUGCACUUGAAAUAAGUAUUUCGAUCUUCGCAUAAUUGCUUUUGGCGAUUUUCUCGUGUCGGAUAAGUUUUUGUUAGUUUAAUGUGUGUAGGAAGGUGCGAAAAUUUUGUGUGUUCCUAAAAAUGCUUCCUGGAGUUUCCUGAUUUUUGGGGAUGUCGUUCAAACAUCCAUCCCAAUCCCUUCACUCCUGCGGAUUGAAAAAAACGCGUAAUUUCUAGCCUGUAAGCAGUUAUUCUAAUAAAUUCAUCUGAUCAAAGAAUAAAAUCCUGUGGACCAGCAAAAAACAGCUGCAACUAAUCUGAUGCGAGAGGCAAAUGAGCGGAAAGGAAAAGUGAUAAGUAAAAUUCAAGGUGAAAUAAAAAUAUAUCCAGUGCUUCAAGAAGCUGCUGUGACAAAUUUGAUACCUGUCAAGUUUAGCGUAAACAAAAAGGGCAGUAAAUAAGUGCUGAGUGGUGAAGUAAUCUUUAAGAAAGAGAAAGUGCCCACUGAAAUACGGGCAAUACACAAAAUCGAUCAUUUGCGGAGAAUCCCAGACAGCGGUUCUGUUUUAUGCUUUGAUACUGUUGGCCGGAAACAACCAGGACCCAAAGUUAGACGACCCAGGAAAUAUGGCAGACCAGGAAUCGGACAUGGAUUACUCGUCCGAUAACGACGAGUUUGAGGAUUAUUAUAAUUCAGGCCUAGAGGAUUGUGACAUCGAACAGAUUGACCCUAAACGGUCCGAUCCGGAGUAUUUCGUGUACGACUGUCUGAACGUCGAAGAGGUGGAAAAGCUGCUUAACGAAUCGGUAGAACGACUGAGCAAUCAACUUCAUAUCACACCGUCUUUGGCCAAGGUGCUCCUUCACGAAACCAAAUGGAACACAGCCGAGGUUGUGGAAAAGUAUCGAAACAACGCAUCUAACCUUCUAGUUAGCGCCCGUAUUAAAGCUGCCCCGGCGGUUAUGGCAAUAACUUCGCCCGCGACUGUUGUUCCUCUGUUAGCUGCUGGCAGUAGCGGUUCAGGCGCAGUACUUAUGCCAGUUUGUGGCAUGAUUCCAGCGAGUGCUCCCAUCCCCGGUACCAGUACGAAAGCAUCCCUCCAAACCAUUGCGCCAUGUGCAUAUCGAACUCACCUUUGUCCGGUAUGCGUCACCGUCCAAUCGAUGGAUAAAUUUCACAGUCUUUCUUGCCAGCAUUCGUUCUGUCGUGAUUGUUGGGCAAUGCACUUCGAGAUUCAAAUCAGCCAGGGAAUAUCCACGCAGAUUGGCUGCAUGGAACAACGAUGCGACGUUCGUGUGCCGGAGGAUUUGGUGUUAAAUCUGUUGAACAGGCCUAUUUUGCGAGAUAAGUACCAGCAGUUUGCCUUUGCCGAUUACGUGAAAUCCCAUCCAGAGUUACGAUUUUGUCCUGGUCCAAAUUGUCAGAUAAUCAUUCGCAGUGCGGACAUCAGUCCAAAGAAAGCUACCUGUAAGGUUUGUACGUCUGCCUUCUGUUUUCGCUGUGGGACGGACUAUCACGCGCCAACAGAUUGUCAUAUAAUCCGGAAAUGGCUUACCAAAUGUGCCGACGAUAGUGAAACGGCCAAUUAUAUUAGUGCCCAUACGAAGGACUGUCCCAAGUGUCACAUUUGCAUCGAAAAGAACGGCGGUUGCAAUCACAUGCAGUGCUUUAACUGUAAGCAUGACUUCUGUUGGAUGUGCCUUGGUGAUUGGAAGGCACAUGGAUCGGAAUAUUACGAAUGUUCUCGCUACAAAGAGAAUCCAAAUAUUGCACAUGAAUCCGUACAUGCUCAGGCUCGUGAAGCACUCAAAAAGUACCUCCAUUACUACGAACGGUGGGAAAACCACUCGAAAUCACUUCAACUAGAAGAGCAAACAUUGGAUCGAAUGAAGACCCGUAUUAACGAAAAAGUAAUGAAAGGCCUCGGGACCUGGAUUGACUGGCAAUAUCUGUUUGAUGCGGCCGCUCUGUUGGCCAAAUGCCGAUACACACUGCAGUAUACCUAUCCAUACGCUUAUUUCAUGGAGGGGUCGCGGAAAGAUCUUUUCGAAUAUCAACAGGCCCAACUUGAAGCGGAAAUCGAAAACCUCUCGUGGAAAGUGGAAAGAGCAGAAACUACCGAUCGAGGCGACCUUGAAAACCAAAUGGACGUUGCGGAGAAGCGAAGAACCACCCUGCUGAAGGAUUUCUUCCCAACCGAAGCGUGAGCCGCCGAGGCCGCUGGUUUGCUGAUCGAUACAGAUCCUUCAGAAUCGCCUAGAGGUAAAUGAACGAAAACUGAGAUAUUACAAUUAUUCCUCCAUAGCUCCCACCUUGUUGUCCCCUGUCGUAUUAGUAAGGGUUAUGUACCGCAUCCUUACGAUGCGUGAGAAAUAUUGUAGAAUAAAAAUGUGAAACUUUCCUUUUCAUUUCGAUGAUUGCGUAUCUUUUGAUUUAAACUAUUUUCGGUUGAUUUUUUUUUUUUCGAAAUUUUGUCAAUUAUGACAAAUUGUAUUUAAAUUCAGGGUUUGAUUCAAUUUAGUAAAACAACACAUUUUAAAAUGGAGAGCGUAAUAGAAAUUAGAAAUGAAAUGUUUAUCAUCGAUAUUAGUUCUCAAAUUUAAUAUUCCUAUGAUUGCACCAAAUGAUCUUGAGGCAUAAUAAUUAUUGUACAAUAUGACACAAUAACGAUAACGAAUUUUGAUUCCGAUGCUGUGUGUUAUUGUUAAGAUAAAAGAAGAAAAAGACGUUUUUAUUUAGCAAUUUCAAAAGCUCAAUUUUUGAAGUUGAACAGCUUUCAAUUUCCUAGAUAUAAUGGACGUUUGAGUUUUUAUCUUUUAAGAUCGCGAAGAAGUAGACCUUCAAAGUCAGCAUAGCUGUUGCGGACCUUGGUUCGAAACAAAGCAACAACAUAACAUAAAUCUGACAGACUUAUAAAUACUUUGAAAAUGAAAUGCAUAUUUAAUGAGAUGAUUUUCGAUACUACUCUCGAAACAGCGUGAAAGUAAAUUUGAACUAUUUAUACUACGAACUAUGAUUGUAUAUGGUAGGAAAGUAAAGAGUACUUUAAUCAGGAUUAUAGUAUAAAUGAUAACUAUUACGAAAAUUGAUUCUAGGCA